CGGAGGAAGAGUGGAAGGGUGAGCUGUCAGAGGAACUCGUGGGCAGAUCCGUCCAUUUUCCCCAUCUUCCUGCCGAGCAGUCUGUCCAUCACAGUGAGAGAGCUGCCUGCAUCUUGUGGAUUAAUCCCAGUGUGAGUGACACCUGGGUAGGCGACGGAGACCUGAGUGGAGAGGCAGGAGUCUGCUUUCCCCCUCCGACCCUCCUGCGUGUGUGGAUGACCUGUGCUCUUCUGGUCUGUUUUUUAGCAACAUGAACAAGAUGAAGAACUUUAAGAGGCGUUUCUCUCUUUCUGUUCCUCGCACUGAGACCAUUGAGGAGAACGAGUUCACUGAGCAGAUAAAUCAGCUCAAUAUACGGCACACUCAGGGCCUGACUCCAGACAGGCUGGGUCCUCCAUCUCAUGAUGCCAGUCCUUCAAGUCCUGAACCAACAACACCAGGAGCUCAGUCUCCGUCCCACCUCCACUUUCACAGCAAGGCCCAGCACAGACGUUUCUCCAUGGAGGAUGUCAGCAAGCGCAUGUCUCUGCCCAUGGACAUCCGCCUGCCUCCAGAGUUUCUCAAGAAGCUGCAGCUGGAGAGCGAAAACUCACCGCUCUGCAAACCUCCCAGUCGCAUGUCUCGACGUGCUUCACUGUCUGACAUAGGCUUUGGGAAACUGGAGACAUACGUGAAGCUCGGCAAACUGGGAGAGGGGACAUAUGCCACAGUGUUUAAAGGGAGAAGCAAACUAACAGAGAACCUGGUGGCGUUAAAGGAGAUUCGGCUCGAGCAUGAGGAGGGAGCACCUUGCACUGCUAUCAGAGAGGUGUCUUUACUGAAGAACUUGAAGCACGCCAACAUCGUCACGCUGCACGACAUCAUCCACACCGACCGCUGCCUCACGCUGGUGUUUGAGUAUCUUGACAGUGACCUUAAACAGUACUUGGACAACUGCGGGAAUCUCAUGAGCAUGCACAAUGUCAAGAUUUUUAUGUUCCAGCUGCUGCGUGGUCUGUCCUACUGUCACAAGAGGAAAAUCCUCCACAGAGACCUGAAGCCUCAGAACCUGCUAAUCAAUGACAGGGGCGAGCUCAAACUGGCCGACUUUGGUUUGGCAAGGGCCAAGUCUGUCCCCACUAAGACCUACUCCAAUGAGGUUGUAACUUUAUGGUAUCGACCCCCUGAUGUGCUGCUGGGCUCUACAGAAUACUCCACACCCAUCGACAUGUGGACCGUGUCUUCAUCUCCUCCCUCCCGUUCCAGGGGUGUGGGCUGCAUCCUGUUUGAGAUGGCAACAGGUCGUCCAAUGUUUCCUGGCGCCACAGUGAAGGAGGAGCUACACUUAAUUUUUAGACUUUUGGGCACUGCAACAGAAGAGACUUGGCCUGGCAUUAGCAGUAAUGAUGAGUUUAGGUCUUACCUCUUUCCUCAAUACAGACCUCAAGCUCUUAUCAAUCAUGUGCCCAGGUUGGACACAGAGGGGAUCGACCUGCUGUCUGCUCUGCUGCUGUAUGACACCAGGAGCAGAAUCACCUCUGAAGCCGCUUUGCGACAUCCUUAUUUCCUGAGUCUGGGGGAUAACAUACACAAUUUGGCAGACACUGCUUCGGUGUUUUCCCUCAGAGAGGUGCAACUCCAGAAGGACCCGGGCCACCGCAGCUCAGUGUUCCAGCCUUUAGGUCGAGGAAAGAACCGAAGACAAAGCAUCUUCUAGACAGCACAUUGGAGGAUCAGAGAGACACAAAGAGGAGGAGCUGCCUUUUCAGAUCACAGCACAGAGGCCGACACUGCUCAGCACAUUCACAAGCAUGCUCAUCUGUGUGCACUCACCUGCAUGUACACACUGACUCAUGUGCACACACUUAUUUGUAAGGCAGCUGGCCACGGAGACACACAGAGUUCCUGGAAAGUAACCUGUACUGCGCUUGAAAUGACUGAGCUGAGAUACACUCUUCCUCCAGGCCCACAUGUAUGAAUUUGCACACAUUUGCACAAUCAGCGACACGGAACAUGCUGCCACGCACCAGAGAUUUAAAAGUAUCCGGCUGACACACACAUAAGGUUCAGCCCCAAGAUUUCAGCUUUUUGGCCCCUAAAUAAAGCUGCUUUGCCUUAGUGUGCACAUAUACACAAGCUUGUGUAAAACCCAUUCAGAGCACACCCAGGGCUCUAGCCAUUUACGGUAGCUACCACAUCUGGAGCAAUCAUAUAAUUGCAGGUGUACAGACAAAUGCGUUGUGCUGUAGAUUAAAGUCUAAGCAAGUCAACUUAUUUCCAAAUUUUGCUAAAUGUUUGUCUUUCUAAAUUUUUUAGGUUGUCUCUGCACCAAAAUGUAGCUUAAAGAUACACUCUCCGAUUUUUGCCCAAAGUUCCCCCAAGUGGCUUUAACCUCCAAUUUCACAGAAAGAAAACGGUAAUGAUGACUAGGGCCUUGUGUGCUGAUUAGGCAUUUGCUAAAUUUGAGAGGUUGAGCAUUUGAAAUAUUUAUGCCUUUGUGAACUAUGAGCUAAAUGGCUAAUAUAGUAGUGACAUGUGAGCACAAUUGCCAGAAGAAAAUGUCAACAUGUAGAUUUCUGCAAAUCACAGAUUAAUUACAUUCGUACGUUUCAUACAUACCAACAUUUCUAAAGUGGUGUGGUAUAUGACCUGACUUUGUCACAGCGAGGUUGAGAGGGAUCCUUUUUUUCUAGGGUGAUUGCACCCACCCACCAAAAGUGGGUAUUUUUUAGCAACCCACUGCUGUGGUAGGCAUGACCCAUCACUUUCAGUGGGGAUAGUGCAACAAAAAGCUUUUUGUUUUUGUUUUUUAAUCACAACAUUGUGUUUUUUUGUUUGUUGUUUUUUUUACUCCCCUCGCUCUAGAGAUAGCCUUUGCCAGAAACGUCAUGUUUUUGGGUUGUGAACAUGGUAUCUCAAAAACACCAUGAGGAAAUUUCCUCAAAUUUGCCACAAACAUCCAC
Messenger RNA from Plectropomus leopardus (leopard coralgrouper), 2942 nucleotides. Lineage: Eukaryota; Metazoa; Chordata; Actinopteri; Perciformes; Serranidae. The record is from RefSeq and is a predicted model, not a curated record.